UUUCGUUGUUUUGAAAGCUUUUUUUCGGUUACUUACAGAGUUCAAAAGACAUUUAAAUUUUCAGUCAUGGCGGAGCUCACGCCUAUGUUUUCAAGUGCUCGGAUGGCAGAAAUGAAACAAGCCUUCGAUAAGCACGCUGAGGGAAAAUCCUUGAAAGGCGAAGACUUUGGCAAAGUGAUGAAAGAGUGUGGCGAAGAAGUCCCAGCUUAUAAACUGCGAGAUAUCGUCGAAGAAGUGCAGAAAGAAAAGGGAGGGAUGCUAAGCUUUGACGAUUUUACCCAACUAUUUACAAAGCUGUCUACAAAAGCGGUUGGUGGUACAUACAAAAAAGCAAUUGACAGCCGCAAAGGAGUCCAAGCCGUUGGAGGGACUUCAACAUCAUCCGCCGAAGGGACGAGACAUUCGUUUUCUGACGACGAGCAGAUCGGCUUUAGCGACUGGAUUAACUCGGUUCUGGAGGAGGAUCCUGAUUUGAAAGACAAGUACCUCCCAAUUAAGGAGGACGAUAAAGAUAGUCUUUUCAAAGCCGUAAAAGACGGGAUUCUGAUGUGCAAGCUCAUAAACUGGGCUUGUCCUGGGACCGUUGACGAGAGAGCUAUCAACAAGACCAAGUUAAACGUGUACAAUAUUCACGAAAACCAAACUCUGGUGUUGAACUCCGCCAUGGCUAUCGGCUGUAAUAUUGUCAAUAUUGGUGCACAGGAUCUAAUUGAAGGAAAACCUCAUCUGGUGCUGGGCUUACUGUGGCAAGUUAUCAGGAUUGGUCUGUUCGCUCAACUGACCAUUCAGAAUUGUCCCGGGCUUGUUCGCCUGGUUCAAGACGACGAGACCAUCGAGGAACUGCUCCGUCUUUCCCCAGAAGCCAUCUUGCUCCGUUGGUUCAACUACCAUCUCCAAGAGGCCGGGCACCAUCGGCGCGUCGCUAACUUCUCAUCUGAUAUCUCUGAUGCGGAGAACUACAGUGUUCUACUUCACCAGAUCGCCCCUAAGCAACUUGGGGUCGACCAACCACAUGUGAGCGUGUCAGACCCGACGAAACUUGCCGAGCUUGUACUCGAAAAUGCCGCCAAGAUGAAAUGCCGCAAGUUUGUGCGAGUCAGGAAUAUUGUUAAUGGAAACGCGAAGUUGAAUCUGGCAUUCGUCUGCAACUUGUUUAAUAACUAUCCUGCGCUGGAGCCAGUUGAAGAAGAGCUGCCGAACCUUGAAGAAACACGAGAAGAGAAGACAUUCCGUAACUGGAUGAACAGCAUGGGAGUGAAUCCGUUUGUGCAAAAUCUUUUCCUAGAUUUAGAUGACGGUUGCGUUCUCCUUCAGCUGUUUGAGUUGGUGAAGAGCGGCGUGGUGGACUGGAGCAAGGUCAACAGGCCACCUUACAAAAAGAUCAGCGAGAAGAUGAAGAAACUCGAGAACUGUAAUUACGUGGUCGAGGUCGCCAAGAAACUUGAAUUUUCCGUGGUAGGAAUCGGAGGCAAAGACAUCUUCGACGUUAACAAGAAGCUGAUACUGGGUAUCCUUUACCAGACCAUGCGCGCUUACACACUGGUGGUCCUGCAAAAAUGCACCGGAAGCGAUAAGAUAAUCAAGGAUGAAGAGAUCAUCGCAUGGGUCAAUGAAAAACUGACAGACGGCGCGAAAGACAGCAGAAUAACUUGUUUAAAAGAUGUCAGCAUCUCAAACGGUAAGUCAGUGAUCGAUCUAAUCGACAGCAUCAAGCCAGGUGUUAUACGUUAUAACAUGUUGGCCGAAGGGAAGACACUGUCAAACGACGACAAGUUGUCGAACGCCAAGUACGCCAUCUCCAUGGGGCGAAAAAUUGGCGCCAAACUGUACGCACUGCCAGAGGACCUGGUGGAAGUGAAGGCUAAGAUGGUGCUGACCGUGUUCGCUUGUAUGAUGGCUGUUGAUCACGCGAUUACCACUGCAAAGUGAAGUGCUGGCUAGAUUUAAAACGUUUGGGAAAUGUGAACUUUAAGAAUAAACAUUUGUCCAUUUAAAACAAACUGCACGAGAGCACUCAAGUACUUCUGAAAACUCAUUUAGGCCACUUUAAGAGAGAAAUAUUGUUUCUGACUAUAAUUUGCGAAACGGUAGUUGUGGUUGCAUUGUUUGCGCUCCCUUCACCAAGUUUCACUAAAGACAUUGAUCAUUAAGUCUUUCAAGAUUAAUAGGUGAAGUACGUCUGGAUCGUUGUUAGUUGACACGGUUAUUGCCUAUCUAUAUUUCAAUAAAACUGUUCUGACCUGGCUAA
Messenger RNA from Stylophora pistillata, 2248 nucleotides. Its product is annotated as fimbrin. Gene Ontology annotation, molecular function: actin filament binding. Gene Ontology annotation, biological process: actin filament bundle assembly; actin filament network formation. Gene Ontology annotation, cellular component: cytoplasm; actin filament; actin filament bundle. The record is from RefSeq and is a predicted model, not a curated record. NCBI's taxonomy places the organism in Eukaryota, Metazoa, Cnidaria, Anthozoa, Scleractinia, Pocilloporidae.